Molecule: messenger RNA, 957 nt
Organism: Trichosurus vulpecula (common brushtail)
Lineage: Eukaryota; Metazoa; Chordata; Mammalia; Diprotodontia; Phalangeridae
Product: olfactory receptor 13A1-like
Exons: 1
Coding region: 1-957 (318 amino acids)
Biological process (GO): G protein-coupled receptor signaling pathway
Cellular component (GO): membrane
Molecular function (GO): olfactory receptor activity; G protein-coupled receptor activity
Source: RefSeq, a predicted model, not a curated record
AUGACUAAUGUAACAGUGACAGUCAUGAAUAAUCAGACUUCUGUGACAGAAUUCAUCCUAAUGGGAUUCACAGACAUCCCUCAGUUCAAGGUUUUAUUUUUUGUCCUUUUCCUGUUCCUCUACAUAGUAGCUCUUAUGGGAAAUUCUCUCAUUGGGGCUGCGAUCAGCCUGAGUUCAAGACUUCACACUCCAAUGUACUUCUUCCUGGUAAACUUAGCUUUGUUGGAUGUCAUCUGCACAUGCACUGCUGUGCCCAAGCUGCUGCAGAUUCUGGGGGGAGAAGAAAAUAUCAUUUCAUUUAGGGGAUGUAUGAUUCAGUUGUACUUUUUGACUUGGUCUGUGGCUGCUGAGCUCUUGCUCUUCACGGCCAUGGCUUAUGAUCGAUACGUAGCAAUCUGCCAGCCGCUGCAUUACAGCAAGAUGAUGAGUAGGGAAGUUUGUGUCUCCUUGGCUGUGGCUGUGUGGGGAAUCAGUGCAUUUGGUGCCACAACAAAUACUAGCCUCUUGUCGAGGUUGUCAUUCUGUGGCCCCAAUGUGAUCAAUCAUUUUCUCUGUGAGAUACCGGCUCUGCUGCCACUCUCUUGCUCAUCCACAUAUGUGAAUGAUGUCAUGACAAUUGUGGCUGACAUAUUCUUUGCUGUCCUGAAUUUCCUGCUUACCAUGCUGUCUUAUGGCUUCAUCAUCUUCAGCAUCAUGGCAAUCCAGACCACAGAGGGCAAAAAGAGAGCUUUUUCCACCUGCUCCUCUCACCUCAUCGUGGUGACCAUGUACUACUCCACUGUGAUCUAUGUCUACCUAAGCCCAGGCUCCAGCUACUCCCCAGACAAGGGCAAGAUCAUGGCCGUGCUUUACUCUACAGUGAGUCCCACCUUGAAUCCUCUUAUUUAUACUUUGAGGAAUAAGGAUGUGAAGAGGGCCCUCAGAAAACUCUUUAUCUUUCUCAAGGGGAAAUUAUAA